AGAGAUGCAUGCAUACAGUAGAAGAGUUUCGCUUCGCGAAUCGUUUAUUGAAAUAAUAGCGAGGAAGUCAUUGAUUCCAAGGAGGGUCAAUAGGUUAAAAGGAAUCUAUCUUUUCCGGGCUGCAGUGAGACUCGUCUUGGAAUACAUCGAGUGGUUAACCGAAGAGCCCGUUGUGGAAAAAGUCGGCGACGAUAUUGCGAUUAACAUCCGGAGGGCGCAGCAGAAAAAAAUCGAGAAGAAAGCUCUCACCCUGGAGGAUCGCUCUUAUUUAUUAACGAGGCCGGAAGAUCGAUCGGCGGAUGACAGGAAAUAUAUAUACGAGCUGUUUAACAAGUUUCGAAUAUUCAAAAAGUAUCCCGAACGUUUGAGAGAAAUUUUAGCGGGAGUGUGCUUUUAUCAGUACUUGAGAGCCGGCCGCGUAAUCGUGCGACAGGGUCACAAAGCUGAGAAUCUUUACUUCAUAAUAAACGGAGAAGUCAGCGUGUCGAAAGUAGUUACCGAUCGCUGGACCGGUGAAGCAGAAGAGGUUGAUAUGGGUAGCUUGAAUCCUGGUGAUGUGUUCGGCGAGGUCGCGUUGCUGCAUGAAAUACCAAGGUCAGCAACGGUAGUUACAAAAACCACCGUAGAUUUGAUCCUCGUUCCCCGCCACGACUUCGAUGAUAUUUUGCGGUCAUCUUUAAAAAAAGAAUGGGACAAGUUACAGGAUGCGCUGGUACACUUCAAUUACUUUAAAUCCUGGGACGACGCAACAAUACGGGAAUGUUGUAUUCUCAGUAAAUUGAAAGAUUUUCAACACGACGAGGUUUUGUUAGGUGACGGCAAGGGACUGGUGAAUUACGUGCAUUUUCUGUUGGAAGGUGAAUGUCGUUUGAUAGAGCACAUGAUCGUGCGUGAAACACAUUCUGCAUCUGGGACGCGAUACGAACUGUACGAUCCUGAAAAGAGUAACGGGAAGAGGGAAGAAAGACUGUCGGAGAGCGUAGAAACCGCUGCGAAAAUGGACGAGUUUGAAUACGAGUACGAAACUAGCAAAGCAAACGACGUAGACGAGAGUAUCGCCGGAAAUCGAGAUUUCAUCAAUUACGCCCAACUUUUACUAUCGUCGAAAGCAGCCGACAGGAAAAUGGAUUUCGAACGUUCGAGCAUCAUUACGACCACGCUGUUGGACGUUGUAAACGAAUGGCAUAAAAUUACGGAUGUAGCAGAAAUGUUGAUGAGAGAGCCAUCCUCUAUCUCGCAGCAACGCUAUCCGAUCGAUGUGCGAACGAUAUUUAUGCAAAUUUGCACGUUUAACAGGGGUGCGUGUUUUGGCCUAGGGGAGAACAUGAUUAAUCGAAGAAUAGUAGCUACUUCAUCCGUAAAAUGUUUCUUGGUCCCGCGAUAUUGGUUGAGAAUUCACAAUCGUGCGAAUAUUUGGGAACGCGUCAAGUUGUUUAUGGAUUCCAAGUUCCCCACUAAAGAGCAAUUGUUUGAGAAAUUUUUAACAAAUCGCAGAUGGCUAGAGUAUAAGAAAACUUUAACUGAAGACAUAGAUAGACAAAAGCGACGUAUUCGCAGCAAUGUGACGAUACACGAUGUUCCUUACGCUAUUAGGAUUGUUAGCACAUCAUAGAAAUUAUAAUUCUCGACGACAUCGCAAUAUGUUCUGUACCCGUGAAAUUCCUACUCUAUUGUUAA
Molecule: messenger RNA, 1677 nt
Organism: Frieseomelitta varia
Lineage: Eukaryota; Metazoa; Arthropoda; Insecta; Hymenoptera; Apidae
Exons: 10
Coding region: 5-1612 (535 amino acids)
Source: RefSeq, a predicted model, not a curated record